AAGAACAUCACACUACGAGGGAUAGAUUAAGGUCAACAAUUAGAGAUGGGGGAAUCGAAGUAUAGAGAGAAGAAAUAAAACAGUGUUUUCUUUCAAUUUUUUGGAGUGUACCGAAAAAGAAAAAGAAAAAGAAGAUGAAACUUAUGAACCAAACCUGCAUUAUAGUUACCUUUCUGGUACCUACAUUUCAGUUUAUUAUUAUGAGAAUAUACUAUGUAUAUAAUAGCUCAGCUUUAUUCAUUGUUAGCUUCCAUCCGCACCUCAUCACUGCUAUAUACAUUUAGGCUUGAUUACCUUUCUCAGAUCCCAAUUGUUCGAAAACCAGAAAAAUUCCCAACUCUCUCUUUGUGCUCUAAACCCUAGCUGUGGAAAAUUAUAUUUGUGCACCUUUUAUUUGUAGAUCUAACAGGAUGCUAUACUAGAUUGAUUGGCCAGGCAAGUGAUGAUCACUUAAUUUAGUUUCAUCUUCAAUUCUUCAAUUUCUUCUUCUCGAACGAGCUAAGAUCAAGCUAGCUACAUAGGUAUGCAUCCAUUUUCUCGACCUUCGUCUUCUUUUUCCUAUGGCGGGGUUUUGUUAGGAGGUCGAGGAGGAGGAGAUAGGGAAGAGGUAAUUAUGAAGAUGGUUAUUGAUUCUUGGACUCAUGAUGAUGCUAGUGAAGUCGAUGACACCGCGGCUGUGGCGGGUAGUUGUGGCGGGGGCGGGGUGGCGAUGGAGAAGGAACAUAUGUUUGAUAAGGUGGUGACGCCGAGCGAUGUGGGGAAGCUGAACCGGCUGGUGAUUCCCAAGCAGCACGCCGAGAAGUAUUUUCCGCUAGACUCCUCCAACAACGAGAAAGGGCUUCUGCUCAACUUCGAGGACCGGAACGGCAAGCCAUGGCGGUUCCGGUACUCUUAUUGGAACAGCAGCCAAAGCUAUGUGAUGACGAAAGGCUGGAGCCGGUUCGUCAAGGAAAAGAAGCUCGACGCGGGUGACGUCGUUUCUUUCCUGCGCGGCGCCUCCGAGUCUGCGAAAGACCGGCUUUUCAUCGACUGGAGGCGCCGCCCGGAUUCCCAAUACUCCUCCAACAACCUUCAUCAUCACCGCCACCAUCAUCUCGCCUCAAUUGUCUCCUUCCCACACCACCUAUCCCCCCUCCAACGCUCCGCCAUUCAUCAUCAACACCACUACCCCGCUGCAGCGGGGGCAGCGGCAGCUUGGAACCCUGGUGCUUUGUUCUCCCCGCUGCAGCCGUCUUACGGGUACAGGAAUUACGGAUUCCGCGGGAACAGCACCACCGCCCAUGAUUCUGUGAUAUUAAACGGCGUCAGCGGUCCUAGAGGCGGUGCUGUGGUGGUGAAUGGAAACCCUUGCUCGGGAAUAUCAUCAUCAGGGAUUUAUUUUAGGCCAAUAAUCACCGCCGCGAGCCAGCAAGAAAUGAUGCAAAAGAUAGGAGGUUGUGGUGGUGGUGGGGUGGUGUUUGAGUCGGUGCCGGUGGUCCAAGGAAAGGCGGCAGCAAAGCGGCUGAGGCUGUUCGGGGUGAACAUGGACUGCCCUAUUUCGGACGAUUCUUCCUUCGCCGCCACUUCCCCCAAUUCCAACACCACAUCAACAACCACAAUUCCGGCCACUUCCCUUCAAUUAUGGCCUUGCGGAGGCAGCUACGACGGCGAUGACAAUCAAGAACUGCAACCUGUUGGUAAUAAUAAGCCCCACAAGUCGCCGUCCUCGGCCUCCAUGUCCCUAGAUUUGGAUAUCUCAUCGACCUGAUGAUAAUUAUAAUUGUCACAUUUCCCUUAUUAUUACAAUUAAUAUUAUAAUUAUUACAUUUAUAUACGGAGUAAAUUCAUGUGUAAAUGGAAGCCCUUUACAUUACUCCGUAUUAUAAUUAAUUUAUAAUUAUAUAUUUCCACUCAAUAUACAGUAAAGUUUUGUUUAAUUUCA
Cuscuta epithymum is the source of this 1921-nucleotide messenger RNA. The record is from the annotation of a GenBank genome assembly. Lineage: Eukaryota; Viridiplantae; Streptophyta; Magnoliopsida; Solanales; Convolvulaceae.